AUGGAUUGGGAGAUGCCCAAAUCGGCAUGUGUGUGGGGAGAUCUCAAGCAGAUCUUCCCAUGGGAUGUGUGCAUGGCUCCAGCAGACCGGGGCAAGGCAGCGGCUCAUUCUAGCAUUCAAGGGAGAGAUGGACUUGCAAGCACCCUUUUUGCGCUUUUCAGUGGAGUUCUGGCGGCACGUAAGUGCCAGAAUGUUGUGAGGCUGUUGAGGAUGUGA
Molecule: messenger RNA, 216 nt
Organism: Coccomyxa subellipsoidea C-169
Lineage: Eukaryota; Viridiplantae; Chlorophyta; Trebouxiophyceae; Coccomyxaceae
Exons: 1
Coding region: 1-216 (71 amino acids)
Source: RefSeq, a predicted model, not a curated record